AUGGAUAAAGAAAAUGCAAAAGCACCUUAAGACUUUUCAACUUAAAAUGUACCAUUAUUAUAAGCUUAAUAAUAACCAAUUAAUUAAUAUUAUGUACCUUAUGCUCCUUAAAUUUAAUAACCAUAAUAAUAAUAAUAAUUAUAAUAACCAUAUUUAUAAAAUCCAUAUUAAGUAUUGAAUCUAUAAACAGAUCAAUAAUAAUAUUCAAACUAAUAAUAACUAAUAUAAUAAUAAUAAUAAUAAUAAUAAUAAUAAUAAUAAUAAUAAUUAAUAUAACCUUAUUAAUAAUAGAUAACUGGUAUUGUAUUACAAAAUCCUUAUAUUCCUUAUGUAAAUAUAUAUAAUUUAUAUUUUAGACUCCAUAAGUAGUAUAAAAUGCAUCUGGAUUUAGAACUCCAGCAUUAGUUUAAUGUCCUUUUUGUAAUUAACAUUCAGUUACAACUAUUACUUAUAAACCAGGUAAUGAUACAUAUUGGAUUGCUGUAUUAUUAUGUAUUUUCUUUGGUUGUUUAUGUUUAAUACCUUUAUUAUCUGGUGAUUGUAAAGAUGUUUAUCAUCAAUGUAGUUAUUGUGGAAAAGUUGUUGGACAUACACCUUAUAAAGCAUGUUCAUGA
This is a messenger RNA of Paramecium primaurelia, 614 nucleotides long. NCBI's taxonomy places the organism in Eukaryota, Ciliophora, Oligohymenophorea, Peniculida, Parameciidae. The record is from the annotation of a GenBank genome assembly.